Molecule: messenger RNA, 1230 nt
Organism: Acaromyces ingoldii
Lineage: Eukaryota; Fungi; Basidiomycota; Exobasidiomycetes; Exobasidiales; Cryptobasidiaceae
Exons: 1
Coding region: 1-1230 (409 amino acids)
Source: RefSeq, a predicted model, not a curated record
AUGUCGAGCGAAGCAGGGCCGUCUGCACCGCCGCGCUCGCCCGAGAGCAAGGCGCGCGACGAUAAUGUGGGGCUCGUCGAGCAUCUCAUCGCUGCCAGUGCCCACAACCACGGGCAUGGCCACGAGGCCGAGCAUGUUGGCGGGCAAGAAGGCGGUGGACAGGAGGACGGCGGAGGAGGCCAGGCGAACGGGGCGGACCUGAACUUCGCAGCGCCGGACCCGUCAAACGAUGCCGUACCGCAGGAUGAUGCGACGAGGAUCAAGAAUCUCGAGGACACGGUCCUGAUGCUACGGGAACGCUUGGCCGCGACAGAGGAAAAAGUCGACUACCUGAGGCAGGAGCUUGAUUCGCUGUAUGCAAAAAGGUCCGAUACACAGCAAGUCGGCGCCGGGCUACCGUUCCUGGGCUUCAAGGCUGACUAUGACAGCAGCUUUGUCAACGGAGGCGGCUCGGGCGCCUUGGAUGGAGCGGAUCGUAGAAAGCGAUCUUCGGAGGAGGAGGACAAGACAGGUGCCGGGGGCGGCAGCUUGAAGAAGAAAAAGCCACGGACGGCUACGGAGCGCAAGGUCGUCUCGGUGAGAAAGGCGUUUGCCGACUGGCUCUGCGAGCGCUUUGGUAUCCCGCGCACCUCGCAGAGCAAAGAGUUUCCCCUGUACCCCGGCGACGACGACCUGCCCAAGGACUCGACGGGGCAGCCAUUCAUGCGCAUCGACUGGGUGCAAGACAGUGCGUCUCCCACCAGCGAUCAGACGCAGGCGCUCAUCACGCAGGCUGUCUCUGACUUCAUCACCAACCCAAUUGCCCAUCGACUGGAGCCAGACGACCUGCGGGACACGGACGAGGUUAAGAGACACUGCCUUCAUCGGUAUCAGCUCAUUCGCGACAAUGCCAUCACUCGUCAAAAUGGGGGGACGAUCCCAUCGAGACCGUCACGCAUGUCACUUGGAGGAGCAGGAGGAGGAGGUGCUGGCGGUGGUGCGGUUGCCCCUGCUCAUGCGCACGCCGCCCAUACUCAUGGGCAUACGCAACACGAAGCUGCAACGGGUCCGAUGGCAGGCCCACCCGGCCAAACUCAGUCGCAGGAUCCUGCGCCGCCGCCUCCCUUUGAGAUUCCAGUCACUCACGGCCACCACGAAGGGGCGGUAGACGGCAGCAAUGCAGAUGCAGAAGUCAAGCACGGGUUCGAUGCAAGUAACAAUAGCGGCGGCUUCGUCGGCGUCAGUUCGUAG